UGGAGUGGAAUAUCUGAUUGCUCGCUUCGCGAGGGAAACCGAUCGUAACUGAUCCGACUAAAGCACGACCUUGAGCAAAAUGAUCAAGGGGGCGCUGUUACUACUCUUACUAGUCCUCUUCGGUGCCUUCGAUGCUCCUGGCAUCGGGAGAGUUCGCGUGAGAUAUCUAGCGAAGGCUGGUAACACCUGUAACGCUUGUAGAAUGCACGAGGAGAUCAGAGCCCUCAGCCUCGAAGCCAUUAAGGAACAAAUUUUGAACAAGUUGGGCCUGAAACAAGCUCCGAACAUGACGGGCAGAGCUUUGCCAAGAAUUCCGCCGAUUUCGAAGUUGAUGGAUAUGUAUGGGAUGCAAGCGGAUCAACCGCAACCGCUCGAGCCCGGUAUCUCGCAUCACGAGGAGAUUGACGAAUACGCUGCCAAAACGGAGAGCGUCUUUGCCCUGGCGCAACCUCAUCAGAGGCUACGGCACUCGAAAGGCAGCCUCGACGUUCUCUAUUUCAAAUUCUCGGACAAAGUGGUACAGCAUCGCGUGACGAGGGCGGAAUUAUCCCUAUGGAUAUGGGGAAGUAACCAAGACGCCUCGGAACUGGACGAAGCGGGAGAUACGGGCUCGGAAAGCACGGAGAACCAUGGUGAUGGUCCGGUGACGAUCACGUUGCAAAGGAUUCUUCGCGGGUCCACCGAAACGGGAGGAUCGUCGCUGGGUCCACCUUUAACCACGAAACAUCCUCGACCGAUCGGUUGCAGAGGCAACUGGGUAACGAUCGAGUUAAGAAGGAUGGUCGCGGAAUGGUUCAAACAUCCACGGGACAAUCUCGGAGUAGCGCUCAAGAUCUCCGGUCCCGGUGGUAAUCAUCGGAAAAAUUCGAAAUUGAUCGAGACUAAUCCCGGGGCGGAGUACGCGCCCUAUCUCGAAGUACAGAUGCAAGAACUCGACUCUAGAAGAGGGGCGAGGAUCAAGAGAAACGUAGGACUUAAUUGCGACGAAGCCAGCCAAGAGACCAGAUGUUGUCGGUACAAGCUCACCGUGGACUUUGAGAAAUUUGGUUGGGAUUGGAUAAUCGCGCCCAAGAAGUACGAUGCCAAUUACUGUUCGGGCGACUGUCCAAUGGCCUUUCUGCCGGCAUAUCCAAACACCCACAUCGUCAGCCUGGCGGAACCGCCUAACAACUCUGGUCCAUGUUGCGCCCCGAGAAAACUCUCCGAGAUCACGAUGCUAUACUUCGAUAACGAGUAUCAAAUCGUGUUCUCGCGAUUACCAGGCAUGGUCGUCGAGAGAUGUGGAUGCUCAUAGUCCACUUUUAUAGAUCGAGAAUAGCAACGACGACGAGGAAGAUGUCGAGGCUCGUUUAACUCGUUAUAGCAUUUAUACUGCAAAUAUCCAUCGAUCAUAUUUUUCUCCGACUAUUCUCUUAUUCUCUAUUCUCUAUU
Eufriesea mexicana is the source of this 1431-nucleotide messenger RNA. Its product is annotated as growth/differentiation factor 11. The transcript is spliced from 3 exons. Gene Ontology annotation, cellular component: extracellular region. The record is from RefSeq and is a predicted model, not a curated record. Gene Ontology annotation, molecular function: growth factor activity; cytokine activity. The coding region runs from base 80 to 1294 and encodes 404 amino acids. Lineage: Eukaryota; Metazoa; Arthropoda; Insecta; Hymenoptera; Apidae.